AUGAAAUAUUUGCUUAAAAUGCUCACAUUCUUCGUGAUAGUUCUUCAAGUCAUUGCCAGACCAAUGCCCAGUGAAGAUACACCCAAAGAUGUGUUGAGCAAACUAAAGAGCAUAUUCAAAGUUGGCGAGGGCAUUAUGGUAUACAACACUGGAUUAGCAAGCGAAGGACUUGAGGAUGAUGAAAUCGUUUGUGCCGAACGUAGAGCUGGCAAGUCAUACUGCAAGGAGGUUGAAAACUAUAUCGAGGCUACACGUUUGGACAAAAUUGACCCCGAACAAUUUGCUAAAUUCAAGGAAUAUUUCAAGGAUGAUUUGGCACAACCACAAAUGGUGGCAACACGCAUGGGGAUGGAGAAACACUGCAAUACCAAGACCAAAGUGAUAUAUCCAGAGGGUGCUGAGUCAAUGGACAAUCAAUGGUUGUUGGUGAUGCAAUAUGGGGCAUACAAGCAAGGUGUGCUAGUAGAAGAGUGUGAAAAUGAGGCGCAAACUGGUGAAGAGAAUAGUACCUUGCCGGUGGAGGAGCAUUCGAAAUGCAAACAGAAUUUUAACUAUCGCAAGUUGGUUGUUCUGGUGAAUGGUGCGAUGAAAGAGAAGAUGGUUAAAUUGCCAAGCACUUGUGAAUGUGUCGCAUACUCCACUUAGGUAUGUACUCAUGCGGAGGAAAAUUUGAAAUAAAAACUAGAUUAAAUAUA
Molecule: messenger RNA, 695 nt
Organism: Zeugodacus cucurbitae (melon fly)
Lineage: Eukaryota; Metazoa; Arthropoda; Insecta; Diptera; Tephritidae
Product: protein spaetzle-like
Exons: 1
Coding region: 1-645 (214 amino acids)
Biological process (GO): innate immune response; regulation of Toll signaling pathway; central nervous system formation
Cellular component (GO): extracellular region
Molecular function (GO): growth factor activity; Toll binding
Source: RefSeq, a predicted model, not a curated record